This is a messenger RNA of Hirsutella rhossiliensis, 1875 nucleotides long. Its product is annotated as ankyrin repeats (3 copies) domain-containing protein. Lineage: Eukaryota; Fungi; Ascomycota; Sordariomycetes; Hypocreales; Ophiocordycipitaceae. Gene Ontology annotation, molecular function: protein binding. Bases 1 to 1875 code for a protein of 624 amino acids. The transcript has 2 exons. The record is from RefSeq and is a predicted model, not a curated record.
AUGGCUGCAACAUGCCUUGAGUGUCUGCUGGUCGACAAGGCGAGUCCCAUGCUUCCGUAUGCCGCAAGGUACUGGAGCUUGCAUGCCGGCGACUGCUCUCCAGGCACCGACUCGGAGGAUGAUAUUUUGGCCCGAGCCUUCUUGCAGGAUAGGGGGAAGCUCAGCAGAGCGUUCAAGGCCAUACCCGAGGCCCGGGACUACGACACGGAUACCAUGACCGGCUUACACGCCACUGUUUUUCUGAAUAUCUCGCAAUGGGCCAGUGCCCUGAUUAAAACGCCAAGUGUCGACAUCAACGCGAAAUGCUCCGACGGCCAGACGGCUCUGCACUGGGCCGUCAGGCUCGGCCGGCGACGUCUAGUGUCCCAUCUUCAGGAGCAUUCGGCAAACCCCAAUAUACGCGAGAAAACAGGCGACACGCCACUCCAUCUGGCUUUGAUAAGGCCGCCGACGGACAGCACUAGAAUCGUGAAGGCCCGGGUCAACCGCGGUGUCAGGAUUGACAUGCUCGGCGCCAGAGGGGUGAUGGCUCUAUCAGAGCUGUUCUCCUACGGCCCCCACAUAAACCAUUCAUCGGAUGCCUCGGCCGACCAAUUGGCAACGCUGAACGAGGCCGUCGGCGACAACGUCAAGUACCUCGUCGAUGUCGUGCUCGAUCGCGGUGUAGACCUUAAUCGUCCUACGAGCGAUGGCUGGCUGCCGCUGAUCCACGCAGCCAACACAGGGAGUGUCCGGAUGCUAAGAUGUCUGCUGGAACGGGAGCCGUGCCCGGCUGACGUCGGGCUUCGGGAUCUAAACGAUGUAAAGUCGCCGCUUCGAGGGGCCGUGUUCUAUAAGAAAUCGGCGGCGGUACGGCUGCUGAUCGAGCAUGGAGCAGACGUCAACGAGAGCAACGAUGACGGAUGGACGCCGCUCAUCCAGGCCGUCAAGUACCAAGACGAGGAGCUAGUUUGGUUACUCCUAAUAGACGGCGCCAGGCCAGAUACGGUCGACAACAACGGCUGGCCAGCGCUGCUCCAUGCCGUCAAGAGCCGACAGAGGGCCAUCGUCUGGCUCUUGCUAGUCACGGGAAAGGCGGAUGCCCAUCUGCAUAGCAGCAAGGUGCUGAAGCUGUCUAUGGGGAACAAGGACCUCGCCACGGCCUGGCUGUUAUGCCAGCACGGGGUCGAUGUCGACGUCGCCGACGAAGAGGGCAGAAUGCCGCUACACCGAGCCUCCCAGCGCGGCUCCGCGAGAGACGUCGAGUUUCUCCUGACGCAGGGCGCACAGGGCGCCCGGCCAGAUAGCACAGGGUUCAUGCCGCUACACCACGCCGUGCUGCGUUGGGAGCCGGAAACGGACAAGCUGCUGGCGCGGCGGGCAUCGCGGCUUGGGCACCUCGACCGGCAAGAUGCCCAUGGCCACACGGCCCUUUCGCUGGCAACCCUGCAGCAGAGCGAGCCUAUGAUGCAGACGCUUUUGCGGCAUAAGGCUUCGUGCGAUAGGCUGAACCGCCGAGGCAUGACGGCGCUGCACUACGCCGCCAGGCACGGCUUCAACCAGGGGCUCCGGCUACUGCUACGCAACGCGGCGGACAGCGACCGGGUCGAUGAGAAGGGCUAUUCGGCGAUGCACCACGCCGUCAGCAGUGACAAGGCCAACAUGCAGACGGUUCACCUCCUGGCCACGAGCGGCGCCAACCUUGAAGGCCAGAACAAAGAGGACCUGACUCCGCCUAUGCUCGCCGCCUACCUGUGGAAGGCGUCGUUUGUGCGCCAGCUGCUGGCUCACCACGCCGACGACAAUAUGCGGAAUUCCAGAGGGCAGACAGCUUAUGAGCUGGCCGAGGAUUCGGUCGUCCGGGACGAGUUUUAUACAAGACGACAUAAGUAUUAG